Messenger RNA from Porites lobata, 729 nucleotides. Lineage: Eukaryota; Metazoa; Cnidaria; Anthozoa; Scleractinia; Poritidae. The record is from the annotation of a GenBank genome assembly.
AUGCCCAUUACACUUGCGGUGUCCAUUAAAGGAAAAUGGGACUUCAGUGAUGUCAUUUGCCAGCUUCAAGGAAGUUUGAUUUCACUUUUUUCAACUGUGUCACUUCUCACUCUCUGUAUGAUCGCCAUUAAUCGCUAUGUAAAGAUUACUCGGUCUGCUCCUCUCUACAGGAGAUUAUUCAGCAAAGGGAACGUUUUGUGCUCCAUCGCACUAUCGUGGAUUGUCACAGUUUUUCUCAAUUAUUCUGCGUACUUCGUCAGUAAAACAGUGCACUAUUUUCACCCUGGAAAAUGCUUGUGCUUUGUGACAAUAUACCUUAAAGACAAACUCGGUAUAUACAGCGCCAUUCUUUAUUCAAUCGUUGUCUCUGUGUCAUUUAAUCCAAUCGUCUUCAGUUAUUACAAAGUGCUCAGAAAAAUUCGUGCACAUUUUGUCCAAGUCAGAUCUUCUUCCUUCCGUGAUGACGACAGCACAGUUGCCUUCGCCGAAGAGGUCAAGAUAACAACGAUGUUGUUCGCUACCAUUCUCGCGUUUUUCAUCUGUUGGACUCCAUCGGUUAUCAUAGAUUUUUAUGAGGUUAUUGCUGGCUACUACAAACUUCCACGACAAGUCUAUAUGUUAAACAUUUUUACUUAUGUAAGCAGCAGUGCAAUAAAUCCGAUAAUUUAUGGUUUCAUGAGAAGAGAAUUUAAAGAGGGAUAUAAAAGAGCCUUGUGUUUUAAGAGUUAA